AUGCGGGAGGCGACGCUGGAGCCCGACGUCACUAUUAUCUACAGUGCCGGGAUCAGCGCUUGUGAGAGAGGUCAGCAGUGGCAACGGGCCCUGUCGCUGCUCAGCCAGAUGGUCGAGACGAAACUGGAGCCCACUGUCAUCAACUACAGUGUUGUGACCAGCGCUUGCCAGCAAGGCCAACAGUGGCAGCUGGCCCUGUCUCUGCUCAACCACAUUGUCGAGACGAAUCUAGAGCCCGAUAAAAUCUACGGUAUAUCUUUAUCUACAGUGCUGGGAUCAGCGCUUGCGAGAAAGGUCAGCAGUGGCAGCCGGCCCCGUUUCUGCUCAGCCAGAUGGUCGAGACGAGACUGGAGCCCAUUGUCAUCAGCUACAGUGCUGGGAUCAGCGCUUGCAAGCAAGGUCAACAGUGACAGCCGGCCCUGUCGCUGCUCAGCCAUAUGGUCGAGACAUUACUGA
Molecule: messenger RNA, 456 nt
Organism: Prorocentrum cordatum
Lineage: Eukaryota; Dinophyceae; Prorocentrales; Prorocentraceae
Source: the annotation of a GenBank genome assembly